This is a messenger RNA of Plasmodium malariae, 4074 nucleotides long. RefSeq names its product conserved Plasmodium protein, unknown function. The record is from RefSeq and is a predicted model, not a curated record. NCBI's taxonomy places the organism in Eukaryota, Apicomplexa, Aconoidasida, Haemosporida, Plasmodiidae. The transcript has 10 exons. The coding region runs from base 1 to 4074 and encodes 1357 amino acids.
AUGAGUGAUACCAAAUCGCGUCUACUGAGUUUCUUGACGAAUAAUAAAGUAGGAUUCUUCCAGGAACAGGCAGAAUCGAAAAAUGUCCACACACCUACAGAAGUUGACAAGUUGAACGAAAAUGCAGCGAGUACUAAUGAGAAAGUCUUGUGUGACAAAACAAAUGCAGAUAUUAAAAGUUGCUUGAACAAUAAUCAUAAUAGUGUUAAUCAUAGUAAAGAUAAUCAUAGUAAAGAUAAUCAUAGUAAAGAUAAUUAUAGUAAAGAUAAUCAUAGUAAAGAUAAUCAUAGUAAAGAUAAUCAUAGUAAAGAUAAUCAUAGUAAAGAUAAUCAUAGUAAAGAUAAUAAUAGUAAAGAUAAUUAUAGUAAAGAUAAUAAUAAUAAAGAUAAUCAUAAUAAUAGUAAUAAUAAUGACGAUGAAAAAGAAAAUUUAAAAAAAAAGAAAAGCGGAACAGUUUUAAGUAAAAGAAAUGAAAAUUCUAUGUUCUCAACUGAAAAUAAGGAAGAAGCUAAUGUUGAAACGUCAGUGGUGGAAGAGAACGCCAAAGAGAUAUCAGAAAGUCAACGUGAUAGUCAUAAAAGUGGAACAACUGAGCGUGCAAAAUUAGAAGAAGAUAUAUCAUCAUCGAACAAAAAAUCAAGUCAGAAUAAUUUCUCAGACGCGGCGUAUAUAAAAAGCCUUAGAGACGAGAUUGAAGAAAGAGCAACAGGAUUAGAACCCUUCCCCAAAUAUGAGAGUAAGCUAAAUCCAGUUGCGCCGGAAUUCAAGCCAAAAAACUCGUUGUACAUAUACCAGAAGAUUCAACAGCAUACAAAAAAGAACAUAAUAUUAUUAAUAAAAUCAUUCGGAUACAAAGGAAUUAAACUAGAAAACAUUUCCGGGGAAUACUGCAAAAAAUAUAAUGCACUUUUGAAUCUAAGCCAUGCAGGAUUUACCAACAUUUACGAUUUGUUGAGAAGUUUGGAUCACUGCCUAAUAUAUGAAGAAGUGCAAGAAGAGGGGAAGAAGGGGGGAAAAAAAGAAGUAAAAGCGGAAGUAAAGGAGUUAGACGAAAAAGGGAAACGCACAAAAGAAGAGGGCAUAAAUGCGGAAGACACAAAUGUAGAAGGUGCAAAUGAGCAAGAUACGAACGUUCAAAGUGAAACGAACAAAGGGACGCUCCAACAAGCAGAGGUUGGACAUCUCGCUCAGAAAAGUGAUAAACAGGGAAAUGAACAAGUGCAGGAUGAUAAUGAUUACUUACAAGAUAAGGGAAAUAAUAAGGAAAACACCAAAGUGCUGGAAAAAAAUUUAAUAAUAAAAUAUAAAACGCCUAAAAUGAAUGAGGAAAGACAAUUUUUUGUAAAAAUAAUUUUAGGUACACUUGCUGAAUGUACUAAUUAUAACUCAAAACUAAGUGAUGAAGAAACAUCAAUAAAUAGUAGUCUCUCAUUAACUAAACUACAACAAGAAGUGAAAAAAAUAUUCGGAUCGUCUUUUAAUUUAAAGGCAUUACAAAUUCGUUGUGGUAUAGAUAAGCUGCAACCAUUUUUAGAAGAAAUACAAGAAAUACAAUUAUUUUUUAUAUCUAAUGAUAUAAAAGUUCGAAUAACUCCUCAAACAUUCGACUGGAAAAUUCCAAAGCUAAGGUACAUAAAAUCAUUAACAAGUAAUGAUAUGAAGCCGAAUAAAUCCCCCUCUUCCAAAUUAAAUAGUAAGAAAUAUAAUAUUUCUUCACAAUAUACUAUGAGCAAAGGUUAUAGUUAUAAUUCUUUCAAUGGAGAGGAAAGUACAUUCAAUAUACCUUACAGUAGGAACAAGAACUCUUUUGAUAGUAUCCUACAGCUAAGAAAAACAAUGGAUUCUAAUAAUAACAUAAAAAAUAAGCAAUUUACAUCUAAUUUAGAUACUUUAUUGUCUUCCUCCAAAGCGCAUAAAAAUAAAUGGAAAGGAAUGUUAUUCGGGGAGGACUUCAACGAGUGCACAAAUGAACUCAGUUCGAACCUGCUCAGCAGAAUAAAUAGUAGCAACAACAGUAACAUAAACAGUAACAUAAACAGUAACAUAAACAGUAUUAUAAACAAUAACAUCAACAGUAAUGGUAAUAUUAAUAGUAACAGCAAUACGAAUAUUAAUAGCACUGCCAACAUUAAUAGCAAUAGCAGCAUCAAGACUAGUAAUUUCUCGAGCGACCUAUUGAACAGAUGUACUACUAACAUAUUUCUUACAAACAAAGAUAAGUGUAGUAAAACCUACUUGCCUAAAAUAUUAACGAAAAUGCAGUUGCAUAUUCUCUUAUUCCAGCUAAUAGUUAUCAUAUCAGAAAGGCAAAAAAUUGAAUGGAAGCAGAUAAACAAAAUAAAGGAUCAAAUACUCAAGUCAAAUAGCAGAGCAUAUACAUGCGAUGACGAAGAAGGGGUGUACUUCGAACUGAGCAAAGAAGAAACGUGCACAAGCAAGAAAGAAGGCAAUGUAAAUAAUGUAAAAGGGGUAAAUGUGGACAGUCAGAAAACGGAUAAAAAAAGAAAUAACAUUUUGGACAUAUUAAACAAUUCAGGGACAACUGCUUCAUCUGAAUAUUUAAAUGAGAGUUAUAAAACUCAGGAUACUUCAAACCUGUACAAGUCAGAAAGUUUAACAAGUGAUAAAUGUACAAAGGACUCAGAUUUUUUUAAUUCUUACGAAAGGGAGAAAAAUGAAAAUUUAAAUAACAGAGAAAAUCAAGAUGGUAGCGCAAAUCCAAAUGACAGUGCAAAUCCAAAUGAGCAGCUGAUAGGUGUGUUUGUUUCAUCAAUUAAAAGCGAAUGGAACAAGAUAUACUCAGAUCAAUACCCCUUGAGUUUUUACCUUAAUUAUUUUAAAAUCAAAAAAUUAAGAAGGCUGUUAGAAGAGAUACCUAAUAUAAUUAUAGCAGGAUAUGGUAGAACUAUGCAAGUGUUCACCUUAGAUUCAGCUCAAGAUUAUUAUGAUAAUUUAUUUCCUGAUAAACCCACGAACUUUAAAAUAUUUACUAAAUCGAAAUUUACAUCUCUCAGUAGUUCUCAUUAUUUCAAGGACGCGACUUACAAGGACAUAGCCGACGCAUGUGUUAGUGGACAGACUGAUAACGUGCUGAACAUUUUAGGAGAAAAUUAUACGGACCCUCCCCAGUUGAGUGGUAAUAAAAUUUAUAAUAAACCCAUGCAAAAGUGGAACAAGAAAGAGAAUCAUUAUAACAACAUGGAUUGUUAUAGAGAUAUAAAUAAGAAUAACUACAGAUAUGAAGAUAUGGAAAAAAAGAAAAAAAAAAAUUUAUUAUUUAAAAAUGAAAAUUUAGAGAUGUUACGAUAUCAUUUAUAUAAACUACUAUACAAUUUAGUUAUACAUGUUUGUAAAAAGCAAAAUUCUUUAUUCUUAAAAUAUAAAGAGAAUGGAAUUAUACUAAGUGAGUACGAAAUGAAUAAACAGUUAUGUGGUCCUGUUUAUUAUUCCUGUGACUUAACAUAUGAAGAUUUUAUUAUAUCUAAAAAAUCAUUUUUUGAAAAGGAUCAGAUAUCAAAAAAUGUAUAUCUCUUAGCACAACAUGGUAUAUAUGGAAUCAAAUUUAUACAUCUAACAAAUGAAUGGUUUAAGUUAUAUACAUGUGAAUUACGUCCUUUGAUGAAAAUAUGUAACUAUGAAAAAAUUGGUGAAAUGAUAUGUAGCAUGCCAAAUGUACUAGUUGCAGGGGAGGGCUUUGAUACGAAAUAUAUACCCAACACGCAGCUAGAGGUUAAGCCUAAGUAUUUUAACAGCUUCGCCACGGGGAUUACUACGAAAAUGCCUUCCGACAAUUUCGGUAACAACAAAAUCAAAUAUCAAAAAUUUCAUCAAGCAGAUACAAACCUUUCGACAAAUAGAAACGUGGCAUGUGAAAGUAUAAUGGGAUUACUGUUUCCUAAUAUUAUUUCUCAAAGGAGUGCCAAUAUGCCAAAAAAAUUUAGCAGUAGGACUACUAACUUUAGAGAACAUAAUGAUUAUAAAAAGAAUAAAUCAGCAUUUCCCGACGUGUACAACUCAUACUCAUUUAAUAACGAUAUAAAGAUAAAUCAUCUAUUUAAAAACCUACAGCAGUGA